CAGUCGGAUGUCAGCGUAUCUAGAUUUACCGUAUGCCCAUAUUAUCUCGUCAAAGACGAGAGCGAAGAAAAUAAACAAACUCCGCCCCUUCCUGUCCAUCACACACUUCCUCUUCCCACAGAGACGGGAGAGAACAACAGGAUUGAUUGUAUUGGUGCUGGUGUGUAUUGCUACACCUCUUUACUAAAAGUAUUACGAUGGGAAAAUGGGCGGUCAUCUCUUCGGAUCCAAAGACAGGUCGAGGCCUGUUAGCCAAGUCGGAUUUUCCGAUUGGUUGUUUCCAUAUAAGGAAAAUGAUGCAAUGUUUUCAAACAAAUCAAGCGUAUAUCACGGUUCACGUGUGCAAAUUACUAUUACUACAGAUUUUUUGCGGGAAACGUUCACAACUUUAUCCUGAGAGAGUUCCGAUGUAGUGCUCACAAUGCAACAAUCUUCAAAAGGAAACUCUGGAGAAGAUGUAACGGAAAGUCCCUCAGCAUUUUCAGUGUGUUCAAAGGACGGAAAAAUUAAAAGACCUCAUUCCGGAAAACGCGACAGUGGCUAUCACACGGAUAAUUCGCCAGCAGCUCAUGGAAACCAACUUAUGUUUAAUUUUGAUGACAUCCCCUCGAAAUCGGGUGAUCAUCCUUGUCAUGAAAGUUUUGAAAGUUCCGGUGUGUUUGAUUUAGAAGAACAAUCGUCCGGGGAUACUAGCGAUCAGGAAGUUGAGAUGGUGUUGUCCAACCCUAAUUCCCCUAGGCUUGAGCCAUCGCUGCCUUUGGUCUCUCGUCCCUCCGCACCCCUCCCUGGGGAAAGUGAUAGAGAGAUGCGAUUGGAUUUGAUUCAAGGGAUAGUUAGUGAGCCCCGUCUUAGUAUAUCAUCCCCAUCACAGAAUAGGGGGGUAUCUUUCCAAAGGACCCGCUCACGGAGGCAUGGCUGUUACUUUCGACCUAUUGUUAAUCGGUCUGUGGGAACCCAGACUCCCACCCCCACUUGCCAAAUUCUGAAUGAUGUCAUUGAUCGGUUUCACCCUUAUGGACAUAUACGAGAUUCCCUGACACGAAACCGACACAAUUCAGCAGGGGAACACAAUCCGUCCACCUCUAGUCCUCUCCCGGACAUCAUUCCAGCAUCACGUGACCGCUCGGUGUCCCUCCCCGACGUCCCCUCCCUCCGCCAGCAGCAGGAGCAGGCGGUCGGGAGGGAACUCCGGAGAAUCAGUGACGAGUUUCAUUACGCCUUUACAACACCCCCACGGAGAGCCAGUGUGUUCGGGGGACCGCGGUCGUUUCCGGGCUCCGCCAGGUUUAACAUGGCUAACCUGUGGGAUAGUUUAAGGAACUUCAUUUCCAGUCCGGUGUCAAUUCGCCAUGACAAUGACGAUGAAAACGACCACAUCGAAGAUGAUGUAUUUCCUCCGAAAUGUUGACAACGGAGCCGGAGUACUCCAACGACAUUAUAACAUUGUAUUUUGGAACUCAUUGCUUCCAUUGGGUGCUUUAUGUAAAUUAUGCAAUGGAUUCUAUACUCAAGAGUCCUAUCAAGUUAAUGUCAAACACCGUUAAACGACAAGAAAUUAUUGUAAUUACGAUGAAA
Molecule: messenger RNA, 1575 nt
Organism: Saccostrea cuccullata (small rock oyster)
Lineage: Eukaryota; Metazoa; Mollusca; Bivalvia; Ostreida; Ostreidae
Exons: 4
Coding region: 422-1408 (328 amino acids)
Source: RefSeq, a predicted model, not a curated record